AUGGCUAAGAAAGGAAAAAAGCAGCAGCAGGAGUAUUCCGGAGGCGCGCCGCCUAUCGUACCCGCCACACGCAUUUCCUGGCCGAAACUGAGACGGCACCGCGACCUGACGCUGCAACUAAUCCGUGGCUGCGAAGUACCAGGAGCGCUCUCCCCAGAGGAAUGCGCGGAGUUCAUUGCGCAAGGAGAGCGCAUUGGCUUCAAGUGGCAGGGCAGCGGUGGUCCGGCUAAGGGCGAGGCGUAUCGAGACAACCACCGGAUAUCCGUUGAAGAUAACGAGCUGGCUGCACACCUGUGGGACCGACUCGCCCCGGUGCUACAGCCGCUGCAAGCUGGUAACCGCAAGGCAGUGCGUCUGAACCCCAACAUGCGUGUGUACCGCUACAGCCGGGGCCAGCAGUUCGGGGCGCACAUAGACGAGAGCGUGACUGUAGCAGGGGGGGGAAGGACGGAGUAUACACUCUUGGUUUACCUCUCUGGUGCUCCUUCCACUUGGGAGGGGCGGGGGGAGGAGGAGGGAGAGGGGUAUGGGGAGGGAGGGGAGGAGGUGGGGGAAGGUGAGGUUGGGGCGGAGGGAGACGGAGAGGAAAGUGGUGAGAGGGACGGAGAGGGGACGGCUGGGGAGGGAGUGAGGGAGGGAGAUGGAGGGGAGGGGCGGCGGAGGAGAGAGAAGGAAGCAGCAGGAGGUAGAGGGAAGGGUGGAGUCGGGAAGCAGCAACACCAGCAUCAGGAACAAUUGGUGGGAGGAGAGACGGUAUUCUAUGUGGGAGCACGGUCACAGGAGAGCUUUGAGCAAGUGGGAAUUGUGUUGAUGCAGCAGCACAGCAGGGCCAGGCGCUUACUGCAUGAGGGCACGUCAUGA
Closterium sp. Naga37s-1 is the source of this 861-nucleotide messenger RNA. The record is from the annotation of a GenBank genome assembly. NCBI's taxonomy places the organism in Eukaryota, Viridiplantae, Streptophyta, Zygnematophyceae, Desmidiales, Closteriaceae.